Bactrocera dorsalis (oriental fruit fly) is the source of this 3832-nucleotide messenger RNA. RefSeq names its product solute carrier family 2, facilitated glucose transporter member 1. Bases 1124 to 2572 code for a protein of 482 amino acids. The record is from RefSeq and is a predicted model, not a curated record. Gene Ontology annotation, cellular component: membrane. The transcript has 6 exons. Gene Ontology annotation, biological process: monosaccharide transmembrane transport. Lineage: Eukaryota; Metazoa; Arthropoda; Insecta; Diptera; Tephritidae. Gene Ontology annotation, molecular function: hexose transmembrane transporter activity.
AUUUCGAUUUUUUAGAAAAGAAUUGUUACAUGUUUGUUGUUGCAUGUUUCGUUUUUAUUUAUUAAAUUAUCAGUGAGUUGUCUUUUUUAAUGUGAAAGAAGUUGAUGGAAUCAAAACAGUGUUAUUUCGGUGUGAUUUAUCAUGCGAUAUUUGUACUCUAACCUAAAAGGAGUUUGAUAGCAGUUAUGAUCAAUACUAGAAGUAACACUUGCUUUAGCCAACAUAUACCCAACAUAAAUGUAUGUGGUUGACUUUAGACCAAUUGUAAGAUGAUUUAACAAUAGCAAGCAUUGAAGCAAGCAAAGGGGCUUCGUCUUCCAUCAGGAAAACGCUAGACUACACACAUCUUUGAUGACCCGACAAAAACUGGGAGAGCUUGGCUGGGAAGUUUUGAUUUGAAAAAUUUUACACUGAUGGAAAAAUGGCAAAAAGUGGUCGUCCAAAAGUACAUAUUUGGUUCAUUAAAGUUCAUUAUAAAUGUCAGAAAAAAUAAGUUGAAGUUUGAUUAGAAAUACGAAAGGACUUUUUCAACUACCAAUAUUAAAUUAUAGUUUGUGAAAUCGGUCCACCGAUUACCUCAGCUCCGCUGCACUACAUACAAUAUGAUAAUUUUCCUUAUUCUGCAGACUUUAUGCCAAUAUGUCGUCAGUGUGUGAGUUAUCUUCAUAAAAUUGAGUGCGAACAUGUUCUCGAGUAUAAUUGAGUAACGUCGAGACCUUCCUUAUAUAAUGCAAAAUAAUACUUAUUAACAUUACUUAACGUUUUCAUAUAGUGGGAAUAAUAAUAUUUUAUAUGAAAAAAAUAUAUAGAAUAAAUUUGUGAAGUGUUAGUAAAUAUAUCAUAAGAUAGACAGUAGAUUUUAGCUCCGAAUUCGGUAGAUGUUGUUCUGAAAUUUUCCCGUUUCGUCAACAACUAAAAAAUUUGAACGUGUACAAUGGUCGGCUACAACCGAACUUAUCUCUCCAUACUUGUUAUACGAGUAUUUCUGUUUUGUAAUGAAUUGCCUGUAGUCGUUUUGAUGACUUGUAAUUUUGACGGAAAUAAUUUCAAUAAAAAAUACAAUUCCUUUGAAGAUAUACACGUACAUAUAUAAUACAAAAAAGGAAAUUUUAAUGCUCACGAGAUGCCAGACGAUCCGAAACGAGUUGGGUGGACGCCAAUGCUGCUGCUGAUUUGUGUCGGGACCACCAUCGGUGCUGUUAUACCCCUUGGUUAUGCGCUGGGGGUUAUGAAUACCCCUGCUGAGGUGAUCAAAAAAUGGACUAUCGCAAGUGUGUCCAGAACGUACAACGUUCAACUCAAUGCAACGAAGGCGGACAUACUAUGGGCUAGCAUAGUGUCAAUUUUUCAGGUUGGCGGUAUUUUGGGUUCCUAUAUUUCUGGAUCUAUAAGCAACAAAUUUGGAAGAAAGGGUUGUCUUGCAUUCAGCGGAGUUUUGUUAUCUUUGGCUGGACUUCUUUUGCAUUUCAGCCGUAUGGCUCACCUCGUCGAGAUGAUGUUAUUCGGUCGUUUUUUGAUCGGUAUCUCAGCUGCGCUAGUCUAUACCUCACAGCCGAUGUAUUUGCUGGAGUGCGCGCCCAUACAUCUGCGUGGCAGUGCUGGCGUCUUCACACUACUUGGCAUAACGGGAGGCAUUGUUUUUGGGCAAAUAUUUAGUUUACAACAAGUCUUUGGCAAUGAGAGUUGUUGGGAAUUGGCCUUAAGUUCCUACUUGAUUUUUGUUCUGAUUGGCUUCUUGCCGGCCUUUUUGUAUCCGGAAUCACCCAGUUGGUUAAUUAAGGUGCGCCAAGACGAAGAAUUGGCCAGGAAAUCCUUGAAAAGCUUACGUGGAAAAAAUGCUGAAGAAACUAUAAAUGCCGAAAUUGCAGAAUUGAAAGCUUCAGCCGCUACCUCUAGUGAAAUACUUGGAUUUUGGGCGGUGCUGAAGAACUCAGAAUUUUGCCUGCCUCUGCUAAUUGUUAUCUCAUUUACCGCUUGUCAAGGUUUGAGCGGAAUUAAUGGUAUUUUCUUUUAUUCUGUAAGAAUAUUCACCAAAUGCGGAUUUUCUGACGACAAUGCCACCUGGUUAAAUUUCGGUUCUGGUGUGCUGAAUUUCGUGUUUGCGCUCAUUAGUUUGGUUUUAAUGGAGAAAUUCAAUAGACGUCCCUGCAUGCUCCUCUCAGCGGGUGCUUGUGCUGUAUCAUUAAUUGGCUUGGGGUUCGCUCUGAAGUAUAUUGAUUACGUCAGCUGGUUCCCAAUACUUUGCGUUAUUUUCAUGGCUUCCUUCAUAAUAUUUUUCAAUGUGGGCCUGGGGCCAAUACCAUUCUUUAUAGGAACAGAACUCUUUGAAUUACCACCUCGUACUGUGGCCAUGGCUACCGGGAACUUUUCAUGUUGGACCGGUAAUUUCUUGAUCGGUAUGUGUUUCCCUCCUGUAGAGAGCCUAAUUGGUCCAUUUUGUUUCCUACCCUGUGGCGGUGUUUGUAUAUAUUGCUUCUUGCUCACGUGGCGCUAUGUACCGGAGACACGAGGUUUCGAGCCGUCGGAUGUGAAACCCUUGAUGGCCAAUGGCCUUAAAUCGAAAGUAACGUAAGGAGAGGUUAUAGAAAUUGAUAGAAAACAAUUUUUAUUACUGAAAUCAAGUUUAUUGUCUGGAUUCUUACUGUUUCUUUAAUCGAAGAAAAAUCAUUUCUCAAAAAUUAAAUUAACAUAUUACUGUUGUUUUCUAUUAAAAAAAUGUUUUUUUAAUAAAAAUGGUUAUUGACUUUUAAAAUAGAAUGCAAAAUACUAAAUUCAGUUCCGAAAAAUAUUAAUUUUUAUCUUCUGGCUGUCUGUUUCAGUGAUGAGUUCGGUUCCUAUUCAUCUUCAAUGGCUUCGAUCGCAAAGUUUUUCACUCGCAACAAGGUACAGAGUUAUUUGUGUCAAAAUAGUCGACUUGGAUAUAAGAUUGUAUAUGUACAUACAUACAUAUCGUCACCUGAAUUGCAAAAUAACGUAACAAUGUUUUCGGAAAUUUACAGUGGCAAGAAUGAAACAAGGAAUAAAAUGGAACAUGAGUGAAAAAAAAUUUAAAAUUGAUUAAAACUGGUUUAUAUCUGAGCACAGAACCUGAAAAUGUUGGACAUAUGUAAUAUUAUGUACAUAAUUUGAAGUAGUGAAUCGUAAUCAAUAAGAGACUCAAUUUCGAUUUUUUUGAUGAUACCGUAUUUUGCAUCUCAGGUGACGAUAUAUUCAAUAUAUCGAAAUGACAAGAAUAUCAUUGUCGUCUAACACACUUUCAAAGAGGCUUCAUUAAAAUAGGCCCAGAGUGUGCUCAUAUGAAUCACUUCCAAAAUGGGCCACAAGCAGGUUUGUUCCAUCUUGCGUAGUUCUGAAAACCACCAGCGUAUAGUUCACUUCAUCCCGUAUACAAAGUGGGGAUCUCAUACAUUCAACUAUAAAAAAUACUUAAUGUCCUCUUUUGACCUCGGUUAAUAAAUUUGCACAAACUUCUGGUUACCAAUAGCUAUUAUACAGUUACAGGCGCACACAUUUGUUACGGAAGAUAUAAUUUUCAGAAUAUUACCAUGCCAUUUUUUGCAAUAUUACCAACAUACAAGUAUUAAGUGAAUAUUUACGAACUGACGUGCUUAAGCGAUCAUUACAACAGGUGUUUUCUUUUAGUAUAUUCGUAUAAAAGGCUCCUCAGCAGCCUAUAAAUACUAUACUCAUGUACAUGCAUGGCGUAUAUAAAAUGCGUUAACUUAAGUGAAUUAAUUAUAAAGAAAAAAUCUUUGUUUAAAAAUAACGAAGUAUGCCCCAGUUUGUGGUACACUGCGAAAAUGUGUGCUAAAUUGCCAACUGAGAUCUCUUG